Molecule: messenger RNA, 3957 nt
Organism: Symbiodinium necroappetens
Lineage: Eukaryota; Dinophyceae; Suessiales; Symbiodiniaceae
Source: the annotation of a GenBank genome assembly
GCACAGCUCAAAGAGGUUCAGAACUUGGAGUGUGUCAUUCAGGUCAUGAAGGCGAACAGCCAGCCGGCCUGGUCUGCCGGUAGCAGUGCGUGCAGCAAGAAGCAGUUCGACACGUCCAACAUGACUCUUGACUUCUGCGCGAAGGGGCCGCCCGAGCGUUUGCAUCUGGAUGACUGUGAUGUGGAUCCGGCGACAGAUUCUAGCAUGCCUGGCAGCGCACCAUACGUGAAGCAGACGUAUUCAGAGCUGCCCAAGACUGCGCCGGCCAAAGCUUGCGACUCCGUGUGCUGCUUGGAGCAGGUCCAGUGCCCAGAGAACUCCAACGGCAUCAGCACCGUUUUGGGCUGUGUAUGCAACAAGGGAUUUCACGGCAAGAUUGUUGCGCUGGCGGACGCGCCGUAUUCCAAGGGAACCUGCGAACCGGUGGCGUGCCCAGCCAACUCCACGGGAGAGAACGUCGGCAAGGGCUGCAAGUGCAACGCGGGCUUCCACGGCAACAUUGUGCCAGUCAGGGAGUCGCCGUAUUUCCGCGGGAGCUGCGCCAAAGUUGCUUGCCCAGAGGAUGCCGUCGGUGGCUAUGUGCCAGAUGGUUGCACGUGCUCGGCAGGCCGUGACGGUGUGAUCUCGGCCUUGGACCGACAUCCCUUCUAUUCUGACACAUGUGAGGCAGUGAACUGCCCUUCCAACAGUGUGGGCGAGGAUGUUGUGCAGGGCUGCGAGUGCUUGCCAGGAUUCAACGGCACAAUUAAGCCCAAGCUGGGUCAGCCUUUCUUUACGGGAGGUUGUCAACAUGUUGCUUGCCCACCGGAGGCAGACGGUGACAGUGUUGCUGUUGGCUGCCGGUGCAAGGCCGGAUACACCGGUGGAGUCACGGCUAUCAAAGCGGCGCCUUUCUAUGCGAGCACUUGCACUGAGGUGCCCUGUCCUGUCGGUACCACAGGUACUUCUGUUUUGGAUGGCUGCACCUGCAAAGCUGGAUCCUCUGGCAAUAUUGCAGCAUCCGAUACCACACCUUUCUUUGAGGGAUCCUGUGCGCCAGUGGCAUGCCCCUCGGGGACCGUUGGUGAGAACUUGCUCAAGGGCUGCGCAUGCCCAGAGGGGCACCAGGGCAGCGUCAAGGCGACAGCAGAAUUUCCAUACUACGAGUCCACCUGCGUGCCUGUUCCCUGCCCGCCUCAAUCUUUCGGAGCAAAUGUAGCCAAAGGCUGCACUUGCAGAGACGGCUACUCCGGUGUGGUCAAUGCUUCGAGCAAGUUCCCCUUCUUCACUUCGACAUGCUUAGCUGCGGCUUGCCCAGCAAACUCUGCAGGCACCUCAGUGCCAGAUGGAUGCCAGUGCAAAGCCGGGUUCGAGGGACAAAUCAUGGCCACGGCCGUGGCGCCGUACUUCAGCGGGACGUGCAAAGCAGUUCCAUGCCCAUCUGAUUCCUCUGGCACGAAUGUGCCCGAUGGCUGCACCUGCCUACCCGGCAUGGUCGGUGAGGUUUGGGCGACCUCAGGGGCUCCGUUUUAUAGAAGCACCUGCAAGUCCUUGGCCUGUCCGGUACAUUCGAAGGGCAACUCGGUGCCCGAAGGCUGCGUUUGUGACCCGGGCUAUGCUGGCAAGGUCGAGGCAGUUGUCGGCGGCCUGAAAAACUCCUGCAGGGCCGUGGCCUGUCCUCAGCAUAGCGAGGGCUCGCUGGUGACGACGGGCUGCAGCUGCAAGGCUGGCUUUACUGGGACCAUCGCCGCCGCUUCCACAUCACCCUUCUACAGCGGUGGCUGUCAAGCCGUGCAAUGCCCGGAGUUCUCGAAGGGAGACAAUGUUGCAGUGGGAUGUAAGUGCAAUGCUGGCUACAGUGGACGAAUCAUGGCUUUGAAAGCUGCCCCUUUCUUCGAAGGUGUUUGCACCGCUGAGGGUUGCCCUGACAAUGCGGAGGGUGAAGAUCUCGCCAGCGGCUGCUCAUGCAAACCCGGCUACAGUGGAUCCAUAGAGGCCAUCAAGGAGGCCCCUUUCUACAAAGGGAGUUGCGUGCCGGCCGCUUGCCCUGCAAACUCAACAGGCACAGACGUUCCCACAGGAUGCUCCUGCCUCCCAGGCUUCGAAGGGACCGUGGAGCCGAGCACAAAGGCACCCUUCUACAUCAGCACGUGCAAGCUCGUACAGUGUCCCGAGAACAGCAGGAUGCAUCUGCUCACCAGGGGAGAGUGGUACCGUCGAGGCGACAACAGAGGCCGCAGUGUGGUCGACGGCUGUGCUUGCGCAAAAGGCUUUGCUGGCUCCGUUGUGGCUUCUUCCAAGGAGCCCUUUUACCAAAGCAACUGCGUUGCUGUGGGGUGCCCUGCUAACUCCGAGGGCACGGAUGUUGCCAGUGGAUGCACAUGCAAGCCUGGCUACACGGGCGAGAUCGUGGCGAUAUCGGAGGCUCCGUACUACAAGGGUGCGUGCUUGGCGGCAGCCUGUCCUGCAAACUCUGUUGGAUCUAACGUCCCGAGCGGAUGCACUUGCGCUGCAGGCUUCAGCGGCUCCAUCGUAGCAACUUCCCAAUCACCGUUCUAUGAGGGCAACUGCACCGCAGAACCUUGCCCGGUCAAGUCAAACGGAAAGAACGUGGCCAGCGGCUGCAAGUGCAACCCUGGUCAUAGUGGUGCCAUCACAGCAUCCAUGAAAGCACCCUACUUUGAGGGGAAAGGGUUUGCAGGCAAGAUUGAGCCUGCUCCGCUAGAGCCAUUCUAUAGUGGCCAGUGUCAGAAGGAGCUGAUGUACCGAGCGGCUGCACAUGCAGAGCCGGCUACAGCGGCAGCAUUGACGCUUCCAGAGAUUCGCCAUUCUUCGAUGGCAGAUGCGUUUCCGUGGAGUGUCCCGACAAUUCUGAAGGCUCCCUACUUCGAGGGAAGCUGCGUGCCUGUGAAUUGUCCGGCCAACUCCGCCGGAGUGGAUGUCACUUCUGGCUGCACUUGCAACGAGGGCUACAGCGGUGCUGUUCAAGCAAUCAGCACUGCACCUUUCUACAAGAGCACCUGUGAGCCGGUAGCAUGUCCGGCGAACUCUGUCGGCAAGAAUGUGCCUGAUGGCUGUUCUUGCAAGCCCGGGUUCACUGGCAGCGUGCUCGCGAGUGCAGACGCACCAUUCUAUCUCAGCAGCUGUGAGCCGGUUGCUUGCCCCAAGGAUUCCUCUGGCCAGAACGUGCCGGAGGGUUGUGCCUGCAAUGCUGGCUUUUCAGGCAAGAUUGUGGCCAAAGCAGAUUCACCGUAUUUCGAGGGUGCUUGCCAGCCAGUGACUUGUCCUGCGCACUCCAAGGGCCUGGAUGUUCCAACCGGUUGCAAAUGCGAAGAUGGCUAUAGAGGAAAGAUUGUGGCUUCCAGUAAAGCCCCUUUCUUUUUCACCGGCUCCUGUACGGCGGUUCCCUGCCCAGCGAAUUCCAAGGGCAAAAGCGUUCCAGAAGGAUGCACAUGUGAGGAAGGAUUUAGUGGUUCAGUGACUCCUUUACCAUCUGCGCCCUUCUACCUCAACGACUGUGCCCCAGUUUCAUGCCCAGCCAAUUCCUUCGGGAAAAACGUGCCUACAGGCUGCCAGUGCAAUGCUGGCUACACAGGCAGUGUGUCAGCUACCAGUGAUGCGCCAUUCUACUUGAACAUGUGCAAGGAGGUGCCCUGCCCGGCGGACUCGAUGGGCCAGGGGAUCGCGAGCGGCUGCAAAUGCCACCCUGGCUUCAGUGGCAACAUCCAGGCCAGCACACAAGAGCCGUUCUACACCGGGAGCUGCGUGGCAGAGGCAUGCCCCGAGAACUCGGAUGGCCUGGACUUGAGCAGCGGCUGCAAGUGCAACCCGGGCUACAGUGGAACCAUCACUGCCACCCAGGUGGCCCCGUACUUCUGUGGCACCUGCGAGCCCGUGGCCUGCCCGGAUCUGUCUACUGGGCCAGAUGUGCCGACAGGCUGCCAGUGUAAGGUUAGCACGUGUGGUGCCACGGCGUGA